Molecule: messenger RNA, 1761 nt
Organism: Scleropages formosus (Asian bonytongue)
Lineage: Eukaryota; Metazoa; Chordata; Actinopteri; Osteoglossiformes; Osteoglossidae
Gene: entr1
Product: endosome associated trafficking regulator 1
Exons: 8
Coding region: 244-1257 (337 amino acids)
Biological process (GO): positive regulation of protein localization to cilium; positive regulation of cilium assembly; regulation of cytokinesis
Cellular component (GO): centrosome; recycling endosome; early endosome
Source: RefSeq, a predicted model, not a curated record
CGUUCCCAGCUGUGGAGAUACUGCAAUGGCUCGUGCAAGUGGCUGGAAAAGCGCUGUACUAUAGUAAAACCAGCGCUUUCUCACGCAAGGCGGCACUCGUGUGGCCGUUUCCCCUUAGUGCGCAGUGAAGGCGCGUGUUGAUACGUUCAUGCGUUUUACGGAGGUUUCCGAGCGCCGAACGGACGUUUCGGGACUGAGUGUCGCGUGCCGCACUUUUAUGACACACAGUGUGACACAGUCAUCAUGUCAAAGCGGCCGACAUUAAUAAUCGAGGACGAUGAACAUGAAAAGGGGACAGAUGACACAAAUCCAUUUUCCUUCAAAGAAUUCAUGCGGAGUCAAAAUCAGUGUCCAAGUGAUGAAGGAUGCAGGGAGGAAACGGACUGUAGCACACAGAAGGCGUUUGUGGAGGGGGAUGAUGAUGAUGAUGAUGAAGAGGAAGACGACUGCUUUACCAUGAACAUCUCGGAGCCUUUCUUCAGCGACCCUGCCCCAUUCCCACAGUCCCUGGACAAUGAGGCCAAAAAGUGGACAGGAAGUUUCUACCCUUCUGGCACUGGGUUUGGGCUGGACAGCACGUUGUUCUCCACAAUGUCCAAUGAGGAUGAGGGGGACACGGGGCCGUUUUGGCAGGACGGGGGGUUCCUCCAGGGGUCCUCUCAGAACAGAGCAAGCACAGGCAGCUAUGAAGCAGACCUGGAGAACUCUUUUGCUGAUGUCACUUACCAGAAUCAACGAUCCAAUGGCGAAAGUGGAGGCAGGGACCAGCAAAAGCUGAGAGAGGAGAACGCGCAGCUCCGGAAACAAGUUAAAGAACUGCUGCGGAGGUCUGAAGCUGACAGUUGCAGGAUCCAGCAUCUAAGGGAGGAGCUGCACAAGCGCAAGAUGCAGGAAGAGAAGGAAGCACAAGACCUGGAGACCAUGGUGCACUCUGUUGAGAGGAACCUUCAGCUGAUGACGAAGCGAGCAGUUAAGGCUGAAAACAGUGUUUCAAAGCUGAAACAGGAGGUCUUGCAGCUGCAGGGCCAGCUGGAGGUGUACCUCACUGAGAACAAGAAACUCCGGGACCGAGAGACGACUGCGCUCAACACCAUGAAGCAGAAGGCACAACUUGCUGCGGAGCACCUCAGCAAAGCAGCCAGCAAUGCAGAGAGCUCCAUCAAGCAGUUGCUGACGGGAGCAGACACACUCUACCUGGUGUCACAGAUCCUUGGCACAAUUGACAGCAUCUCAGACCUGCCUGGUGAAGACCGGUGACCUUGGCGCUGUUGACCGACUUGACGGCAACUCUCGACGCCUGUUGAGUUUGUCGGGAAUUUAAUGCCGUGUUGGAUCUGAUUUCUGCAGAUUGUAUUUUUUUUGCAGUUUUUCAAGGAAUGUACUGCAGUUUUGCUGCAUUUUAAUUGAUCUCAUACUAAUAUUUUUAAAUGAGUCCUGAAUGAACUUUGUCAUUCCAGAACUGAAUAUUUUAAUUUGUAAAAUAUAUGUGGUAGCAGAAGAUUGAUGUACAGGCAUUAGCAGGUGGUCCUGAUGGAGGCUGAAGCAUAAGACUUGGACUCUUUCUCCAGAACCAGGGUACAACAUGGCAAGUGUACAUAUGGUAUUUGUUUUAUGUGUUAAUAUCUAAUUAUAUAAGCUUUUCCUUUAAUUCUGCCUUGUCUGUUUUUUUUGAGGUGGGAGGCCAGGAUGCAUUAGUGUGCAUUCUAGCACACUCAAAACUUCUGCCUCUAUCAUGUUUUCAUUCAUAUGUAAAUAAAUGAC